Odontomachus brunneus is the source of this 7481-nucleotide messenger RNA. RefSeq lists its product as uncharacterized. NCBI's taxonomy places the organism in Eukaryota, Metazoa, Arthropoda, Insecta, Hymenoptera, Formicidae. The transcript is spliced from 13 exons. The coding region runs from base 3047 to 6304 and encodes 1085 amino acids. The record is from RefSeq and is a predicted model, not a curated record.
GUAGCAAAGAAGAAGAAGACAGAACAAACAAAAAUCUUGAAUAAAGUUGAGAGCUUGAAGUGAGAAGUCGUAUGCAUGACGUGUAAGGCUGGCGUAGACGGCAGUCUGGUCUGGUGUUAAUAUGAAGAUUCUUCACGACGGGGACUUAUUGGAUGGAUACAUUAUAAUUUAACAUGAAACUGAUAUGAAGCUUGCGUCGCGAAUGCGAGCCGCCACCGUUGCCGCCGAGCCGACGUGCGAUUUCGCGAUAGACGCGCGUUCUCUCGCAAAAGCGACCGACUCCCCACUAUGAGGAAGCCAUAGGUCGUACACACUGUGCACAGGUGGACGAGGACGACAACGACAACGACGACCACGACGGCGGUGGUGGUGAUACGUGCGUGUCGCAUUCGGCGAACCUCAGUCGCGAGCGAACAGUAGGAGCGCGCGCGAGUGAGAUAUCGCGGCAGCGCGCGAGGGCGAAUUACGCGAAAAACGUGACGAAUGUGCCCGCGAUAAGCAAAGUGGAGAAGGUGAGAUGGGAACGGCGAGGCACGGAGAUCCCUGAUCCCGCUGAUUACGGUACCUCCGACGCUCUCAUACAGACUGAUCGUCGUUACGAUCAUCGGAUACGUUCCGAUUGACGAAAGCGCGCGAAACGUGUGCUCUCUGGGAAACAGGUGAAUCCAGAGGAGCUGUGGCCGCUAGUCUAUUGUGGGAAAUUCUACUUCAGUCUUGGCGUACUCCCGCUAGCAUUCUUUUCUACUUUUCCCUGAGAAAUCGCGAGUCUGUGUCAACUUUAAUCCAAAUUUCGUUUGCGGCAACUUUGAUCAACAUUUCGUUUGCGGUAACUUCGAUGAAAAUUUAGAACUUCGCAGGACAGGGAUUCUAGUCGCUUGUGUCGUCAUUGCUUCCAAACUGGAAAAAGCGAAUGAAUCGUGCGAUCGUGUGAUCGCGCUAACGAUUGCAAUUGUUCCCGCAGAAAAAUUCGAAAUAGAUGAAACCGCGACAGCGAGUCGAGAUUGACGGAAGUCUGGACGAAACGCGCUCGGGAAUUUGCGCGACACUAAUUACGAAAUAAAAGGUCGACGCUAAUUACGGCGGCGCGAUAAAGCGAUAUCGGCCGGGGAAGGGAGGGAAGAACGCGUUCUUCUCACGUUCGAGAAAUCGAUUCGGAGGCCUUGGCGCGCGUCCUGGACGUUCACUGACACGUCUUUAAUCCCGCAUCACAUGCGGCUGAUACACGCGAUCGUAACGAUACGUAAUUUCGUUCGCGCGCGAUUAACGCGAACGAUGCUGGUGGCGUCUAAAAUAUAUGUAUACGGGGAUUCGUUUUGCCUGUCGUUUCUCUCAUACGCGCGACCAGAGAGAUGCAGCCGCGAUGCGAUGCGUUCUCGAUCGGGAAAUUUCGCGGACGCGCCGGCGAAUCGCGGUCGAUCGCGAGGAGACCAGAAAGGAAGAAAGAAAGAAAUAGGACGACCUUAUUGCGUUCUCGUUAUCGUCGCGAGUCGCGUGGUCUUUUAUCAAUUGCGUGACACAACUGAACAAACGAGAUACACUCUGUAUCCAAGAAAUUACGACACUACUUCCAACUUAACCGAAUCCCUUCCGCGCCGCCGACGCGAGAUUUUCCUGCGCGAGACACUCGCGGAGAUACACAAUACGUCGAUAUUAAUUAAUCACACGACCACGAGCUGCUCCGCGGAGUUUGUUGAGUUUGCUUUCUGGAAAAACACACGACACUCGGUCCACACCGACUCGUAACGGGACGCGUUCACUCGUUUGCAGGACGGUUCGAGCACGUUCUCUUCGACGUGCCCUGGAAUUCAGCCGAAUUUUCUAAUGAGAGGAUUCUUCAUUUCGGUCGUAUGUUAAGGUUCUUCCACAUUGACCGCGAGCGAGUGCAGAAAUUGAAGAGAUAUAAUAACAUCUAUUUAUUUCAAUUUGUUUAAUUGAUAUACGCAACAUUUUGAUGCACUUACUCAGAGAGAGAAAUAAUCUGAAACUCAGGUUGUCACCCACACAAGUCAAAUUUUUUCUCUCCCUGAAAAAGUGAACUGAAACGUUCACAAAACGUCGGAAAUUAAUCCAUUAAAGAUGCGAUAGCCAAAUCGAGAAUUUUUCCAUGCUGCAAAAGCCCUUCAAAUAUUAUUAUUAAAUAUUUUUAUUAAAUAUUUUAUUAAGUAUGAAAUUAUUAAAUAUCAUUAUAUUGAAAAGAACUCUUUCCUCUCUCAUAAGAUAGAUUCUCUCAUUGGCCAUCGCGCGGAUGUGUCUCGGAACGUGCCGAAACCGUUCCGCAAACGAGUGUACGCUCGUGCCGAUCGAUAUUUAACUAUCUGAAAGAGACAUUUCUCCCGGGGAAUCUUCAAAGUACCGGCGUCGUCAAGGCGGUUAUGCAAAUCAGAAUUCAAAGUCUUUCCCCAGAAAAAUGAAAAAAUCAGGAGAAAAAAGGCGAACGUCAUCGCGCGAAUUCCGCUCAGCAUUAACAUGCACGUGCACGUUACGUAGGAUCCUCGAUACCCGCGUGUGCUUGACCUUUGCCCCGCAUUUACCCCGGCGAGUAUUGUCUCGGUGAAUAGCGUGUGCUUGACGUGCCGUGCGACUCGUCAUCGUCGCACUGGUGCGUUUACGUGACAGCUGCUAUUGAGCCGACGGGUGGAUGGAAUCGACAUUACGACGCGACGCUCCAACGCGACGUUUCUCUGUGAUUUUAGCCCGGUUCCGUUUAGAAGGAACGCGCAUGAAGAAAUGCAAUUAAUCGCCGACCGUUGUCGAAACCGUUGUCGAAACUGUCGUCCGCGUGGAAAAGAGUGACGACGAAACGUCGCGCUUGAACUUUCAUCUCGUCGAUGAACGCGCGAGGUGCGCGCAGGUGCUGAGAGCGAGAAGGGCAGAAAAAGAGGGAGAGAGAGAGAGAGAGAGAGAGAGAGAGAAAGGGAAAGAGAGAGAUCCGCUGGAUUCUGAACUUUUUCGAGGAGAUUUCGGAAAACAAGUGAAUAGCAAACGAGAGUAGGAGGCACGGAGCAACCGCGUUAGCUGGCGAUAUGAUGUGAAUGGUGCGCGGUCGAUGCAACUGCAACCGACCGGAGAGAUGUUGACGUUGAUCGGCGGUCUGCUCGUCGCUUAUUUCGUCUACGUUCUGAUCGCAAGGAAAAAUGACAAGCGAUCCACGGAUUCACCAGCAAUGGCUCACGCAGCACUCCGAGAGAUCGUCGAGCGUGCUGUCGAGGAAGCUCGCAAAUUACCAGGACUGAACACGUCCGAGGAUGGCGAGCAGUCUCGAGAAGGACGCGCUAUCGCGGACCACAGUUACGAGGAUCUUCUCGCUACCGCGAUACUCAACAAGGUCAUCGAGAGAUUGCAACGAGAACGAGUGGAUGGCAACAGCAACGUUCUGCACAUCACGGAACCGUCCAAGACAAAAUACACUUCCACCGAGAGCGAGUGUGGCAUUGGCGAAGACGUGAGGAGCUACGAGUGCAAUGGCAAUCGUGACGCGUCGAUCAGGCAGAAUGGAGAUCAUCAGGAACCGGUGUCCUACAUGAUGGAAGAGCGAAUAGAGGAGGUGACUACGAUCACGUCAGACGACGAACCUGCUGAGAACGAUGUCUUGGAAUACGGAUGCACUCGGCGCGUGCCGUUCCCGGAGUUCGGGAUGGAUAUCGUUGACCCAGCACCGCGAGAAUUGUCAUCACCGUCGUCGGACUCCUCGAGCUCGGAUCGCAACGAGAGUUUCUCGCAAAUCAAGACCAAAUAUCGCACUGAACACACAAUGGAUCUAGUCUCGCCCAUUGAGUCCUGGGAAGACAACUGGUUGUUCCAGAAGAAAAGAAGUGCUCGAUCGCAGCCGGACGCGGUCGCAAUGUUGGUGCCGAGCUCCAACACGUGCUACAAAGCUUUGAUCGGCGACCGAGACGCUGAGGACACGUCCGACCUAUCCGAGUGCUCUUCUACCAAGUCCGACGAGGAAUUCGAGAAGGAGCUGAUGGAGAUCGACAACGUAAUCCCGAGAAGCCCCAGGACUUCCGAGUGCGACGUGGAAAAUCAUCAAGUGCCAAACGACACGAUGCAACUCGUUGAGGAUGAGGUUGACUAUGUUUGCCGAAGGAAAACGAAAGCCGAGGAGAUCGCAGCAGAGAAAGUGGUCGAGGAUGAGGAUGAUAAGAAGGGACCGAGUGAAAGUUCGCCGACAUUGAUAACGGGGACAAAAGAGGAAGAGAGCAAGACCAAAGAGAAGCCGACGAAUGAUACCGCCGAGCACGGCGAGAGGACAAUUGCAACUGCGGUGGAAAGUUCCAUGCAAAAGAACGUAAAAGUGCAACUGGAAAAGUCGAGCGAAAGGAGCGACCGAGGGAAUGUCGCCGACGAAGGCGAAGAGCAACGAGAGAGCGAGUACACCGAGCACUACGACACUGCGAUCCAAAGACACCUGGAUAGUCUGACGAAAGUCGAUGCUUAUAGCGGAGAGAGUGAACCUGCCGACGAAACGGGAGAACUCACGGAGAAGCAGCCCGAGAAAUUGGAAGACAAAUUAGACGAAGAAGAAAAGAGCGAACGCUCGGAAGCCAAAGUCCAAUUAAUUUCUGCAACGAGCAAGAGCCACGUUGAUACGACCGCCGAGGAAGAUCGAUUAAGUGGCCCACCACGCCCAGGCACAAUAGCGGAACGUGAGCACAAGAAGUGGGAGAACGCGCCGCCGAUCGAGAACAACCCCUACAGCGAGGAAAACAUACGAAAACGAUCCUGGGAGAGGCGAUAUUCGCGAAAAUCCGCGGACGUCUCGGGAGUUCACUACGAGAUCAAGAAGCUGAACGACGUGCAAUUGGACGUGCUUGGACCCGAUCCACCGGACAUCAAACGGUUCGGCAGGGACUACUACAUCAACCAGUCGAAGGUGGCCAGCGGGGAGCGAUCGGAGCGGGCCAGGUCGGCGAUGUCCUCGUCGAGCAGACCGAGCAGCUCGCUGUCCCAGCGGUCGAGCUGCGCCGGCGACGAGCAACGCGAACGACAGGAUGAAGUCAUGUCCGGAGAAACCGACGACGUGUCGAUGUCGCGAGAGGAACACGCAAGGACGAUGUCCACGUGGCGGAGGAACAAUGCCGAGAUGAUCAGCUUCGAGACGACGAACAAUCGCGCCGCGAAUCCGCGCGCUUCCGUCGACGGGACGGAUCAAGAGCGACGCGCGGACGACAUCCUGGAGGAUCAGAGGAAGAACAGCAAGAAUGAGAUCAACGCGAAGCUGAAUAACCAGGAGCACGGUCUCGAGGCGGAGCGGCAGGACGAGAAGCAGGGGCAAGUUCGAAGGAUCGACCUGAAGGCGUACGGCUUCGAGAAUGAGUUCUCGGUAGCGAGAACCGCGCGACCGCAGCAACAGCGAGUCGUCAACAGGCUGGACUUGAGGUCCUUCGGCUACCAGGACGGUCUGCGUCGCGCACGCUCCAACAACCAGUUGGACCAGCCGGCGAACAACGAGAAGUCGAAUCUGACGAGGUGCGUGAUGGACCGCGAGAAGAGUCGCUCCGAGUACAAGGUCUUCCCAGUCGACCGCGGGGACUUGACGAAGAGCUCGGGGGAGUUGAACCAGCUGCACGAGGACGUGGUGAAGGUCGGCUCGCUCGUGUCGGCCAAGUCGAUGCCGAACGUAGCCGACGACGCGUACUAUUACGCGAACCCGGUUCGUGUCAACAACAACGACGACGACAACGACGGUAACAACGACAACGACGACGAGAAGGACAAGUUUGCCGCUAAGAACUCGCUGAAUCGCGUCAGCGAGUCGGAUAAAGGAGUCGACGUACGCGACUCGACCAAUGCGGAUGGCUCGCUCAAUGGCGACGACAAAGCCCCGUCCGACUUGGACAGGUCCUUCGAGGAUAUCUAUAUCGAAGACAAGGAUCGGCUACGUGGACCAAGCGAGAAGUUGCCCAUGCCGUCCGUGAAGAGGCUCGCGGAGGCCUUCGGCGGCAGACAACCCUCUGUCACCGAGUGGGUGCCUGCGAAGACGAGCAAAACUUUGGUAACAAAGUUGGACGACGUCAAGGACAGAUCGUUCACGCCCGAGGUGCAGAUAGUCGAAACGCCCAAGCAAAUGCACAGUCUAACAGCCAGAUCACUGUCGAAGGAGUUUCGGGAGGGACUGCGUCAAAUGCCCAGCAAGAUUACCUCACCACCUGUCAGUCGGUCGUUUAUCGAAGAACGAUCGGCCAAUGGCGAUCGAAUGGAAAUCGUGCGAUCGAAACGCGAGGACAGCGACAUCGCCGUGAUUUCGCCCGGCAAGCUGAAGUCAAACAUUAAAUUUUGGGAACAAAUGCAAAAGAGAAAUUGAAUCGCGUCUACUCAAUAUUGCAAAUUCAAACGUUUACGCUCGAUAAAAUCGCAAUUUAAAGUUUCGUAAUAGAAUUGAUUUUGUAUAUACCGAAAGAGAGAACGAGAUUGUAGGUCGAAAUGAGAUACACGAAACGAGAAACUCGUGUGUGAGUUUAACUCACGUGCAAAUCAAAAUUAUCGAAAUGGAGAUAUCAGGAGAAAGGUAAAUUGUAAAUAUUAUAAUUAUCACAGCGUCCGUGAGCCCAAAACGACGAUUAUUAAAAUUCAUGGAGCUGAAGUAUUUUAAGUGCAAGCAGAAUAACGAUGUCAAACGAAUACAAACGUGAUUUCCAGUCAAGAUUAAAAAUUAUAUUUUUUCGGAGAUUCCGAGUAAAAGAAAAAGAAGCUCGAGGUGCGUCUUACAGAUAUUCGUAUCGAUUUAGUAUCUAGUGCAUCUGAGAAUUAUUUUGGUAUAUACGUAGGACUUUUCGUAUUUCCAAACAGUAUGGAAAGUAUACAAUCAAACUUUCGCGCGAAAUCCAGUCGCGAUUUGCGUCACUGUGAGGCAGUGAAAACGGUAAGAUCUAACGCUGGACGCGCUAACUGGAAGAACGCUCUCCCAGUUGAACGUCACGUAUUUACUUACGAUUCACUACUGUGGAUGUGUAAACGCGUACUACAGAUAAGAUCGAUUCGCCGCGUGUGAUAACAACGAAACGGUGUCACGCAAGUGUGAUUAAAUUCGUGCCAAAAGGCGUCGCAAUACGUUGAUAGCCAAAGAAAGCGUUUCGAGUCGGGAUAAGAGAUUGCGCUAACCCUUUCUACUCCGAAUUGUGUCAUAAAAAUGACACGUAGUAAGAUUAUUUAAGAAAUUUUUAAGAGGAUAUGCAUAAGAAUAAAUUUGAAAAUUGCAAAAUUAUAUUCAACUCCAAACAGCUUCUCAAAAGAUUGAGAGAGCGAAUUCAAAAAUAGAAGUUUGUUUUCUAAAAUCUUUUUCUAAAUAAUAAUUAAGUGUUUCCGGCAUCUGUAAGAAGAGUCGAGAGGGUUAACGAUUUCCACGCGUUGCCAAUACGUUAAAUACGCGAUGGGAAUGAAUUUUUUUCCGAGUUCUAACUGAAAGUUUCGCAGUGAUUUUGUAUAUUAUUGCAAAUAGAUACAUUAGUUUAAUGUAAUGAAAUAAAUAAGAUUAGAGUAAA